AUGGCGGGUCGCUUGACUCUCAUCAAGGCGGUGCUAUCGUCUGUCCCCGUUCACUCAAUGAGUUCCAUUAUUCUGCCUCAGUCAACGUUGGCAAAUCUGGACAGAGUUUCACGGUCGUUUUUGUGGGGAAGCAGUGUGGAGAAGAGAAAGCCUCACCUCCUCUCUUGGAAGAAAGUAUGCCGCUCGAAGAAGGAAGGCGGACUUGGAAUCAGAGCCUCGAAGGAUAUGAACCUUGCACUAAUCGCUAAGGUUGGAUGGAGACUACUGAAAGACGAUCAUUCGCUCUGGGCUAGAGUACUGAAGAAGAAGUACAGGGUGGGUGACCUGAGGGAGCAGAGUUGGCUCAAGCCUAAGAGUAAUUGGUCAAUCCUGUGGAGAGGAGUGGCCAAAGGAAUAAGAGAAGUAGUGGUGCCGGGUCAUCGAUGGAUUGCCGGUGAUGGUGGCCAGAUACGAUUUUGGUCGGACACGUGGCUCUCCGAUAGACCGUUAGGAGAUCAAGCAGUGGUGGAGUUACCUCCAAUGGCUUCAUCGGUGUUAGUAAAAGAUGUGUGGAGGGACGGUGCAGGCUGGGACCUUGCCAGCAUAGAGCCGUUCUUGUCGGAGAACAGUAAACUGGAGCUGAUGGCGGUUGUGGUGGACCAUGUUACCGGAGCCUCCGACCGGCUAGCCUGGAAGGGAAACGCCGAUGGUGAGUUCUCGGUAACAUCAGCAUAUCAGUUAGUUACACGAGAAACAUUGCCCCUGCCAAAUAUGGAGUCGUUCUUUGAUCGCGUGUGGAGAGUGGCAGUCCCGGAGAGGGUGCGGGUCUUUAUCUGGCUUGUUAGCCAACAGGUGAUCAUGACAAAUGUGGAAAGGAGGAGACGCCACCUUAGUGAUACGGAUGUCUGUUCUGUGUGUAAAGGAGACUUUGAAACACUCAUUCACAUUCUACGAGAUUGCCCAGCGAUGUUAGGGAUUUGGGAGAGAAUAGUACCAACCCGAAAGCGUCAUCAGUUCUUCAGUCAGACGCUGUUGGAAUGGGUGUUCGAUAAUCUGCAGCUAGAGACGAAUGUGGAGGAGCCCCCUUGGUCCAUAAUGUUUGCCAUGGGAGUCUGGUGGGGCUGGAAGUGGAGAUGUGGGAAUGUAUUUGGUGAGAAGCGCUUGUGCCGAGACCGGGUUCAGUUUGUAAAGGAACUAGCGGCUGAGGUGUGGCGAGCAAACAAAGCAUCAGGGCAGCAUGUUGCUCCGAGAGCUCGGGUGGAAAGGCAGAUUGGUUGGGAGUUCCCAAACAGUGGAUGGUUUAAAUUAAACACGGACGGGGCGUCCCCAUGGUAA
This is a messenger RNA of Microthlaspi erraticum, 1314 nucleotides long. The record is from the annotation of a GenBank genome assembly. Lineage: Eukaryota; Viridiplantae; Streptophyta; Magnoliopsida; Brassicales; Brassicaceae.